UGUUUAACUUGCAAAACGGGAUACUAUCCAAGUACGACAUAUCCAUAUAAUUGUCAGGCCUGCAGCACUACAUGUACUGAUAAAUGCAAUACAUCAACGGGUGCGUGCACAUCGUGUGUUAAUGGAUAUGUACUCAAUCCAUCUGAUCCAUUGAAAUGCCAGGCGUGUUCUUCGUUCGACAAAAAUUGCAAGACGUGCGAAAACAAUGGCGUCAGAAAAUGUGUUGUUUGCAACACAAAAUAUUACCCAAAUAGCAUUGGGGUGUGUAUUAAUUGUGAUUUGGAUUCGUGCACCAAUUGUGAUGGUACAACUGGAAUUUGUUCGGAGUGUAAAAGUGGGUUUGUGCCAUUUGAAAACAAACAAAUUACAUGCGAAAGUUGUGAUUCGUUUGAUGAAAAUUGCGAAACUUGCUCAACAGAUCAAAUUAGAAAAUGUGUUAAAUGUUUGACAAAUUAUUAUCCAGGAGAUAACGGAGUAUGCAUAAUGUGUGAUUCAACAUGUGGGGGUAAUUGUGACACAACAAAUGGUCUUUGCACAACGUGUUUGACCAAUUAUGUAUUUACUGAGCCGAAGUCGAAGAAGUGUGAAAUGUGCAAUGUGUUUGAUGCGAAGUGUUUCAGUUGCUCACCAAACUACAUGAGAAGUUGCGUCAAAUGUGCUGCUGGCUAUUACCCACACCAGAACGGCACAUGUGUAUUGUGUGAUGCAAGUUGUGCGACCAAGUGCAACGCAUUGACGGGUGUGUGUGAGUCGUGUAUCAACAAUUAUGUGUAUUCCGAAUCGUCAUCAAAGAUGUGUGUAUCAUGUGAUGCAUUUGAUGCGCACUGCACAACAUGCAGCACAGACUCAACACGAAAAUGCAUUGUGUGCAACAGUGGGUAUUAUCCAAAGAGUGACGACGACUUCAGAUGCAGACUGUGUGACACUACGUGUGGCGGCAAGUGUGGUGGCACAACAGGGAUGUGCACUGGAUGUGACACAAACUACGUGCCAACAGCAUCACCAUCACUGACAUGCAUCAAAUGCAACACGUUUGACACUGAUUGUGUGACGUGUGCACCCGACAAGAGAGAGUGUGCUGUCUGUACAAAUGGGAAAUAUCCAGACGAAACAACCAAAACAUGCAAAGACUGUGACUCGACAUGCAACACACAAUGCAACACAACAAAUGGAAUGUGUACCGGUUGCCUGUCCAAUUACGUCUUCACAGAACCAGAAUCGCAGAGUUGUGUGAGUUGCAUUUCAUUUGAUGGACACUGCAAAACAUGUGCUUCCGAUUACACACGAAGUUGCAUCGAAUGUGUUGAUGGGUACUAUCCAGAUCAAUCGUCUCAUAUGUGUGUGCUAUGUAACACAAUAGAAGAAAGUUGUAGUAAAUGUAGUACAACAACAAAGAAAUGUACCAAUUGUGAAGACCCGUUCUAUAUUUCCUCUACAUUUGAAUGUGUGUCUUGUGAAAAUGGGACAUUCAAGAAUACAGAAAAGGGAUGUACACAAUGUUCCAAUUCCACUGAAUAUUGUCAAGAAUGUAUGACUGUAUCAGUGGGUAAACCCAAAUGUAUAACAUGUUAUCCUCCAUACAAAGUUUCUUCAAACGGAGAUUGUGUUAUUUGUGACAACAAUCAAUUUUAUAGUCAAAUAAAAGGGAUGUGUGUGUCGAACACUCCCGAAUGUCUUAUUCAACAUAAUGAAGAUGUUUGCCUUAAAUGCCACGAUAACCAUUUCUUAUCAAAUCAAAUGUGUGUAGCAUUGGGAAAAUGCGACUCUCAUGUUUCCAUAACAUCGUGUGAUAGUAACAAUCAAAUAUUAAUGAAUACAGGCGAAAAGACACAAAUUGUAAAUUGUAAAUAUCAGAAGAGUUCCCAAACAAGCAGUUUAUGUCUCAACUGUCAAGAUGACUAUUUACAAACAAACAUGGGUUGUGUUCAAAAAACAAUUUCAUCACACUUGAUUCGUAAUAAUGUGACAUAUUCGUGUGGAGAUGGUGAAUAUCUCAAUGGUAACGAGUGUGAGAGUUGUAGUAUUACAAACACCGAAUGUAUAAAAAUGAAUGAUAAUGUGUUGCAACUGAAUUGUGCAGAUAAUUUCAUUUACGAUGUUGAUAACUUGCAGUGUAUAACAGAUACGAAUUGUGCCACAAUAAACAACGAAAUGUGUGUUAUGUGUAAUUUGUCGUCAUAUGAUAUUGUGAAAGGGAAGUGUUCUGAAUGCACAUAUAACAAUUGUGAUAUUUGUUCUCAAACAAAAUGCAUGAAAUGUUCCCAGCACCAUUUAUUAGUCACUGAUAAUUGGUGUGUUGAUUCUUCCGAAUUGAAUUGUGUUAAGAGUAGUGAAUAUGGUUGUGUCCAAUGCAAUGAAGGGUUCUACCAAAGUGAUACCAAUAACAUCGAAGGGAAGUACUCGUAUUGUCUUCCAAUUCCACGAGAAGACAACUGCAAAUAUCUCACAACAUCGAAUUCCAAAUGUGUAGAGUGUUACAACUCUUAUAAAUUGAGAAAUGGGGUUUGUGCCGAGUAUUUUGAUGAUAAUGUUGAUAUGAUAUCUUCCAUAUUACUUCGUAGUAAUAAAUCUUCAAUCAAAGAGUCAUUGGAAAGUAUAUGUAUGACUCGAACAAAUAAAGGGUGUCAACAUUGUUCUAUCGGGUAUUAUUUAUCAAAUGAGAAGUGUAUACAAUGCUCCAACAAUUGUUAUAGUUGUUACAAUUCGACAUAUUGCAUUUCAUGUGAAAAUGGGUACUUCUUAAAUUCGCAAAUGGAGUGUAAAUCACUUGGGGAUUUGAAAGACAAGUGUUCUAUGCCAUUACCGACAGGUGGUGGAUGUGCCAUCUGUAAAGAUGGCUUUUAUAAAGUUGAAAAAGAUUGUAUAUCAUGUGAUGAAUCCUGUGGAACAUGUUUGAAUUCAUAUCAAUGCUCCUCGUGUGCUGAAGGAUAUUACCAAAUACAAGGAGAAACUCAGUUGUGUUUGUCCAACACAACUUUAUCAAAUUGUAUUAAAAGUAACAGUUAUGGGUGUGAGAUGUGUAUGGAUCGCUAUCAUCUCAGUAAUUACAGAUGUUCCAAAUGUUCUUCCAAUUGUAUAUCAUGUCAAACUGAAGAUGUGUGCACUCUAUGUGAAAUUACAGACUUUGUAUUAGUAAACAACAACUGCACACAUUUUUCGGAUAUCGAGUGGUGUCUGAAAGCUUCAAAUUCGAAGUGUAAUAAAUGCAAAGUCAAUUAUAAACCCUCAGAAAUAGGCGACUCAUGUCUCUAUUCUCUCAAUUUGGGUAUUGCUGUUGGUAUCCCCAUAUCCAUUGUAAUAGUGAUAAUAAUAAUUGUCACAACUAUCAUUGUUGUCACUGUAAUAUUAAUUCAACGCAAAAAGGAAAGGAUUAAAGAGAAGAAUGUGUGCACCUUUAAGAUGGAUCGUUCUAAUAUUCAAAUGUCAAAGUUGAACUCGAUAUUACUGUCUAACAAAAAACUCUUGAAGUUCGAUUUGGACACUGAUGAUGCCAUCCCAGUCGACAAAGAGUCUCGCGACUUGAUUUGCAUUGGAAAUUCAUCGCCUCAUAGAAUUAAAUUACAGUUCAGUGUAAUGGACAAUUGUGAUUAUUAUAGCAUUCGUACACUCCCUUCAUUAGUUAAUUUGAAAAAAGGAGAAGCCUGUGAAUUUGAGAUAAUUAUUAAGCCACUGUGUUCCUGUCAAAUUAAUGAAAAUAUGAUGGUCACUGUUUUAGAUAUUAAAACGUGUCUACAAACAGUGCAAAAGAUUCCAAUUGAAGUAACGACAGAACAAUCAACUAAAUUGAAUUACAGAGAACUCGAGGAAGAUAAGAAAAUUGGUGAAGGCUCUUUUGGUGUUAUUUUUAAAGGACAUUACAGAGGAAACAAAGUUGCAAUUAAAAAGAUGAAACAAUUAAACAACACUAACAACGCGCUUACAGAAUUUGAACAUGAAGUUUCGAUGUUAGACAAGUUCCGAUGUAAUUAUAUUGUUCACUUUUAUGGUGCUGUAUUUGUACCAAAUAAGAUAUGUAUGGUCACUGAAUUCGCACAAUUUGGAAGUUUAAACGACUUAAUAAAACACAAAAAGGCUGAAGAAGUUAAAGAUAAGUUGCGUAUCAAGUUUAUGUAUGACGCAGCAAAAGGGAUUUUGUAUUUACACAACAAUGGAAUAAUGCACAGAGACAUUAAGCCAGACAAUAUUCUUGUCUUUUCACUUGAUUUAAAUAAUACAGUGAAUGCCAAAUUGACUGACUUUGGAAGUAGUAGAAACGUCAAUUUACUAAUGACUAACAUGACAUUCACUAAAGGCGUUGGUACACCAAAAUAUAUGGCGCCGGAAAUUUUGAACAAAGAAAAGUAUAAAAAGAGUGCUGACAUUUAUUCAUUUGGUGUAUCUUUGUUUGAGUGUGCUACAUGGAAAGAUCCAUAUCACGAAAAACGAUUUAAAUUUGCAUGGGAUAUUGUUGACUUUGUUGUAAGUGGGAAACGCUUGGAAAAGCCGAUUUACUUAAACGGUGAUAUAUACAACUUUGUGAACGAUAUGUGGUGUCAAGACGUUCACAAUAGAAUCCAAAUAACAGAAGUGGUCAAGAGAUUUGAAAAAGUUUAUUUAAGUCUUUAA
Molecule: messenger RNA, 4605 nt
Organism: Entamoeba invadens IP1
Lineage: Eukaryota; Evosea; Mastigamoebida; Endamoebidae
Product: protein kinase domain containing protein
Exons: 1
Biological process (GO): protein phosphorylation
Molecular function (GO): protein kinase activity; ATP binding
Source: RefSeq, a predicted model, not a curated record